CUGCGCUUAGCCGGGAGCAGAGCGGACAGCGCCAGCCAGAGCGGAGCUCCGUGCGUCCCCCACCCGCCGGGCCAGACUGGAAGCCACUUAAGGAAGGAUAUUCCAUGUCCUCUCUGGGAUCUCAAGCCAGGCCAAAACCCAGCAGUACCUGACUGGCCCAGGGAGGCAGCAGGCCCAGCCGCAUAUGCACACUUCUCUGUUGGUGUGAGAGCUAGUGAUCCUGCUGGUGGCCCCUGACCAUGGAGGCACCUCUGCAGACAGAAAUGGUGGAGCUGGUGCCCAACGGCAAACACUCGGAGGGGCUGCUCCCCGUCACCACCCCCACGGCCGGCAACCCGAGGGUCGAGGGCCCCAGACGGAGCUGUGUUGAGGGCGAGGGCUUCCUACAGAAAAACCCCAGCAAGGAGCCGCACUUCACUGACUUCGAGGGGAAGACCUCAUUUGGGAUGUCAGUGUUCAACCUCAGCAACGCCAUCAUGGGCAGCGGCAUCCUGGGUCUCGCCUACGCCAUGGCCAACACGGGCAUCAUCCUUUUCCUGUUCCUGCUGACGGCCGUUGCCCUGCUCUCCAGCUACUCCAUCCACCUGCUACUCAAGUCCUCAGGGAUCGUGGGCAUCCGUGCCUACGAGCAGCUGGGCUACCGUGCCUUUGGGACCCCAGGGAAGCUGGCAGCGGCCCUGGCCAUCACGCUGCAGAAUAUUGGAGCCAUGUCCAGCUACCUGUACAUCAUCAAGUCUGAGCUGCCCCUUGUCAUACAGACCUUCCUGAACCUGGAGGAGCAAACCUCGGACUGGUACAUGAACGGGAACUACCUGGUGAUCCUAGUUUCUGUCACCGUCAUUCUGCCUCUGGCACUGAUGCGGCAGCUUGGCUACCUGGGUUACUCCAGCGGCUUCUCUCUCAGCUGCAUGGUGUUCUUCCUAAUCGCUGUCAUCUACAAAAAGUUCCACGUGCCCUGCCCACUGCCCGUCAACUUCGCCAACAUCACGGGCAACUUCAGCCUCGUGGAGGUCACCAAGGAGGAGGCACAGCUGCGGGUUGAGACAGAGACCACAGCCCUCUGCACCCCGAGCUACUUCACACUCAACUCACAGACGGCAUACACCAUCCCCAUCAUGGCCUUCGCCUUCGUCUGCCAUCCCGAGGUGCUGCCCAUCUAUACAGAGCUCAAGGAUCCCUCCAAGAGGAAGAUGCAGCACAUCUCCAACCUGUCCAUCUCCGUCAUGUAUGUCAUGUACUUCCUGGCUGCCCUCUUCGGCUACCUCACCUUCUACGACGGGGUGGAGUCAGAGCUACUGCACACCUACAGCAAGGUGGACCCAUUCGACGUGCUGAUCCUCUGUGUGCGUGUGGCCGUGCUGACGGCAGUCACACUCACGGUGCCAAUCGUUCUGUUUCCGGUGCGCCGUGCCAUCCAGCAGAUGCUGUUUAAGAACCAGGAGUUCAACUGGUUGCGGCACACGCUCAUUGCCAUUGGCCUGCUCACUUGCAUCAACCUGCUGGUUAUCUUCGCUCCCAACAUCCUGGGCAUCUUCGGGGUCAUCGGUGAGGGUCUGGCCCAGCUGUGUAUAGAGACAGGGCAUUGGCCCAGAGAAUUUCCUAUCUGCCAAUCCUGGCAGAUUCCUGAGAUCAUACCCUACAUUUAAGUGAUGGCUACUGGCCAUGUGUGCACAGCUUGGCUUCCU
Leptonychotes weddellii (Weddell seal) is the source of this 1685-nucleotide messenger RNA. NCBI's taxonomy places the organism in Eukaryota, Metazoa, Chordata, Mammalia, Carnivora, Phocidae. The record is from RefSeq and is a predicted model, not a curated record.